This is a messenger RNA of Cotesia glomerata, 1967 nucleotides long. RefSeq names its product calcium/calmodulin-dependent 3',5'-cyclic nucleotide phosphodiesterase 1-like. NCBI's taxonomy places the organism in Eukaryota, Metazoa, Arthropoda, Insecta, Hymenoptera, Braconidae. The transcript has 11 exons. Gene Ontology annotation, biological process: signal transduction. Gene Ontology annotation, molecular function: 3',5'-cyclic-AMP phosphodiesterase activity. The record is from RefSeq and is a predicted model, not a curated record. The annotation marks the transcript as partial.
UAUGGAUUUAAGAUUCCACUUUCUAUUCGGCCAGACGAACAAUUUACAAAAGAUAAUAACGCAGGGACCAGUUCUAUUUCUACUACUAUUACCAAUAAAUCCAAUUGUUUAAGUACAAAGUCGUCGAUUGUAGACAGUUCAGCGACUCCACUUCAUUCCAGUCCAUAUGUAACGCAUGAAGAAUCAACUUCUCUGUCAGCUGGAUAUCAUAGUUGUUCUAAAAGAGAGGAAGUUUCUUCAAUAUCGAGCUCUAAUUCACACUUUGUUCCUAAAAAUUACUCAACUCAAUGCAAUAAAGUAACACUUGAUACUGGCUUAACAGAUGAUAUAAUUCCAGCUAUUGAUACUCCAGAAGCUUGUAUUGGUGCCGCUAGCAGAUUGAGAUUAAUAUUGGAGCAGCUCGACCAAAAUGAAGUUCCACUUCACACAUUAAAAUUCACUGUACAGUAUGCUGUUAGUGUGUUGGAAACUAUUUUUAAGCGUGAUACAAAGCUAUCAGGUGAAGAAGAUGACGAACUUUCGGCUGUUCAACCGAAUGCAGUACCAACUGAAGUUCGAGAUUGGCUAACUUCGACUUUUACAAGGCAACUAGCUAAUGUUAAACGUCGGAAAGAAGACAAACCAAAAUUCAGGGCAGUAGCUCAAGCUAUCCGAGCUGGAAUUUUUGUCGAGAGAAUUUCUCGGAAAGUUAAUAAUUAUACUCUCAUGCAGUUUCCUCCAGAGGUUUUGAAAGUUUUUAAGAAUUUAGACGAUUGGUCAUUCGAUGUAUUUGCUCUUGAUGAGGUAGCACAAGGUUCACCUUUGAAAUGUAUCGGAUAUUAUCUACUCAAUCGUCAUGGUUUGAUACGAAAAUUUAAAAUUCCACCUCAAAUUUUAGAAAACUUCUUGACUAAAAUUGAAGAAGGAUACUGUCAUCACAAGAAUCCAUAUCAUAAUAAUCUUCACGCCACAGAUGUAGCACAAACGAUGCAUUAUAUUUUAUAUAAGACUGGAUUUAUGAAUUGGUUGACAGAGCUCGAAAUCUUUGCUGCAUUUAUAGCAGCAAUAAUUCAUGACUAUGAUCAUACUGGAACAACUAAUAAUUUUCAUGUCAUGGCUGGCAGUGAUACAGCACUUUUGUACAAUGAUCGUGCAGUACUGGAAAAUCAUCAUGUGUCAGCGACUUUUCGUAUCCUCAAGGAAGAUGAGUUAAAUAUAAUACAUAACCUCUCCAAAGAAGAUUAUCGUGAAUUUAGAUCAUUAGUGAUUGACAUGGUCCUUGCAACGGAUAUGAGUUACCAUUUCCAGCAAUUAAAAAAUAUGAAAAAUCUACUGAGUCUUUCGGAACCAGUUGUAGAUAAAAGCAAAGCAGUAAGUCUGGUACUGCAUUGUUGUGAUAUAUCUCAUCCUUCAAAAAAAUGGAACUUACAUCACAGGUGGACUAUGCUAUUAUUAGAAGAGUUUUUUCGACAAGGUGAUAUGGAACAAGCACUUGGAUUACCAUUUUCACCCCUGUGCGAUCGUAAAAAUACUCUUGUAUCUGAAUCACAAAUCGGAUUUAUUGACUUUAUUGUUGAACCAAGCAUGCAGAUUUGCAGUGAUUUGUUAGAAGUCGCACUAUCACCAAUAAGUACAAAUCAUAACAAAGAUGACACAGAAUCAUUAGGUGAAAAAAAAUUUACAAUUAUGAAACCAUGGGUCCAAUGUCUGAUUGAGAAUAAAAAAUCAUGGAAAGAAUUAGCUGAAAAAGAUGCUGAAUCAGAGCCACUUCAAGACAGUAAAAAAAUAUCUAUUUUUCGAAACGAGUGAAAUCUUAGUGGUACAGAAAUAAGUGGUAUAGCUAAUAAAACGUAAAAAUUUAAUUUAACAUAUCAAUGAAAGAAAAUUUCAAUAAAAGCCAAACUUGAAUCAUUCUGAUUUGUUAAACGCAAUAUACAUAUAUUUUUUUUUUUAUUAUAGAACAAAUAAUUCCAAAAGAAUUGCAUCAA